AUGUGUGCGCAUGCGCAGUCUCGCAUCCAGGGGCGAAAGCACAGGGCGCAGUUUGGGAGCGAGCAGGUUUGACAGCAGUAAACAGAGCUGCAGGAAUCAUGGGAGCUGUCUUCCUGCCAGCGGACACGGCCCACGCUGUGCUGAGGAGGCUCCCGAGAGCGAACUUCUUUCUGGAGGAGAUGAAGCAGGGCAACAUCCAGAGGGAAUGCCGGGAGGAGGUGUGCAACUACGAGGAGGCCAGGGAGGCUUUCGAAAAUGAUGAGAAAACGAGGCGUUUCUGGGAGGAGUAUCAGCGUGAGAGCAGCCCCAGACCCGGCGGAUUUGACUCGAUAGCGGGCGGAGUCAACUCCAUCUACUUGAUCCUCCCCUUGCUUCUGGUGGUUCUCCUCAUCGCUGCCAUUUCCAUCACGGUGUGGAGGUGUCACUCGCGCAAGAGGUCCCAGCGCAGCCCUGCUAUUGGCCGGCCUCGGAGAGACGCUGCCCUCGCGGUGGUGGCUAUGGACCAGUGGGGACGGGACUACCAGCCGGACCUCAGCCCCCAUUCGGAAAUCAGCGCACACAGUAGCCCCGCCUACCCGGGCGCCGACAUCACGCCUGGGCGGGGCAGCGGCGGGGAUUUGCCUCCGUCUUAUGAGGAGGCAGUAGGUCAUAUGGACGUGCAGAUUGAGGAGGAGGCUCCGCCGCAGUAUGACGACAUCAUCAAUAACCCUGCUAGCAGUAUUGUGAUUGGCCAAGGGAAGUGAAGGUUACUCCACCACGUAAUCUGCUAAUAUACCCUAACUUUUAAGGUUUAUUCCAAUCCCAUCACUGCUUCUCUUGUUUCUCUGCCUACCCCGUCCUUCUUACACUCUUUACACUGGGGCCCAGCCAGCUGUCUCACUACUGAUACAGAGUUUUUAUAUCCGAGGAAAACAAAGCUGAGUCACUUCCUAAGCAGUGACGUGACUCUGAAUGCAUCCUAACGUUUAACAGGAGCCUAAAUAUGGCCGCAGCGGAAAAAAGCAAGUGAGUGCAACGCCCAGUGUUGCUCAGAAAGAGAAAACAAACCUAGUAAAAGUGCUUAUGCAGCCGACGUCACUGUCACUUCUCCCCCGUUCAACAGUUGCAGGGUCAGAAAUACCUCGAAAUCGAGUGUUAACCUCAGCUCCCCGGCCAGGCCAGGCCCCGGCCUAGAGCCUGUCUACUCUCUGAGUCAUAGGAGCGAAUACUGUAGAGGAAGGGGGUUUGUUUUCCUUUCCCUAGUUACAUCUCCAUGAUGAUGCAGCACUGUUAACCUACAACAUUCCGCCUCAUUAGAUAGCGCAACACUAGCAAUAUUGAAAAACACGAAACCUCUGUGGAUCCAGUUAACAGCUAGAGGGCUACAGCACUUCCUGUAGCAAACCUGAAUCAGCUAACCCGAUAAUUAGGAAGCCCUACAUGAACUGAAUCAGGUAUGUGAGAGCAGAGAACAAAGAAAACACUAGACUGCACAGCAGGGGUGCACCGAUCAUGAGUUUUUAUGGCUGAGUCUGAUUUCUUACAGCCUAAUUGGCUGAUUUUAUUAACCUUUUAGUUGUUUUUUAACUUUAAGUUCACACUGUUAAAUGGACACAUAACAUGAAACAUAUUAGCACAGUUCCAGUGGAGGUGGGCAAAAUAUAUCACGAUACUUAAAGAAAUUUACUGAUAUGUCCUGAGAUUUGUUUUUUUUUUCUGACUUCAAGAAGGAGCAAGUAGAGCCAAACAAAAACUUUGUGUACAGAUGAUUUUUAUUCAACGUUUCACACAAUGUUGAAUAAAAACCUGCACUAAUUUCAAUUAAAAAUAAACACACAGUUGAUCAGUGUUAUUUAAUGCCCAGCCCUAUUUUCCAGCACUUUCUAUUAGCCAAAGUUGCAGUAUAAAUAGAAUUAUUUGUUCUUUAAUGGGCCAAACUGGCAUUUUAAAUCCUUAGUUCAGUUGCCUGUUUAAAUAACAUGACUAAAAUAAAGUGCUACAUUGAUAAUAGAGAGCAACUGGCUACUUAGCACUGUGAGUCAUUAGGCCUGUCACAUUAUUACGAAAUUAUUUGAGCUGAUCGCGAUUCUUUAAGCUGACCGCUAAACAUUUUCCACAGUUGUUGAUUUCAUCAUUUUCUGCAGUCAUAUGCAAAAGUUUGGGUGCCCCCUGGUCAAAUAACAUGUUGAUUUUCUAAAUAUCCUCUACAGAGAACACACAUUUAAAUGCACAGUUACUGUUUAUUUGCUGAAUUUACCAUAUAUUAAAAAAAAUAAAACUGCUUUUAUUUUCUUCCAUUGUGUUAAACUCAGCAAAUAUAGAGACUGUGCAGUAAAAUUCACAGAAAAGCGCCAUAUUUAAGGCUGUUCCCUGUAGACAAUGUUUUGACACAUUUUCACUUAGAAAAUCAACAAAACAUGUCAUUCCUAGGGGUGUUAAAACUUUUGCAUACGACUGUUGGUUUACACAGCAAACAGAAUGUGAACUGGGUGAAUCAGGUUGAGGCAAAUGAAUGUAAAUAAAAGAAACUGAGAAGUCAGGGAUCUUACAAAACAGCAGAUGCUCUAACCUGGUGCUUUAACAUGUUCUGAUGGCAGCAGUGAGUAAUGUUUGUUUACUUGUAAGCUGUUGUUUCUAAUUUUAGCAUUUUAGCAUGUAUUCUUUUAGAACAGAUGUUUGUUUUUGCACGUGUUUACUAAACAAGACAUUUGUGUGGCUAAGUAAGGUUAGUCGGUCAGCCAGUUUGGCCACUUCAGGCUCGUACGUUGAUGGUUGCGUAAAACGAGCAAAAAAGAUAAAUUGGUAAUUGCAGUGAUUUUAUAUGAUGAUUUCUUGUUAUCUACAAAUUUAUGGUAGUGACAGGCCUAUGAGUCAUGCAUAUUUAAUGCUACGACAGUUCGGUACAGGUGUAGCAGCAGCAUUCAAACAGCACUCACCUGUCUCACAUUAUGUACAUCACAAAGUUGCAACACAGAUCAGCCAAAUUCGAAAUAAAUUGCCAGUUGCGAUUAUGCAUCCCUGCUGUGCAGUUCUGCCCAGAACUGUAAUGCGUUAAAGGAAUAGCUUGACCAAACAUGCUAAUGUGGCUUACGAUGAAUGGAAGCUAUUAGCCACCAAAUAUGUCUUUGUCAUGAUGCCAAUUGGUGCCUAUAUGAUUUCAUUCACUUUUAGACUGUAGACUGGGGUUCAAUCCCUGCCUGGGUAAGCACCCCACACUAUACCAAUAAGAGUCCUUGGGCAAGACUCCUAACACUGCCUUCGCCUACCUGUGUAAAAAUGAUCGAAUUGUAAGUCGCUCUGGAUAAAAGCGUCAGCCAAAUGCCAUACAUGUAAAUGUAAAUGUAGAUUUCUUAGGCCGGACUACUGAAAUAAACUUGAUGCUGUGAUGUAUUUGGACAGUAGUGUGAUAGUAAACAUUGCCAGCGCUAAUUUUAUGCAAAAAGGCCAAAUUGGUGCCACUUCAGCCUUGUAAUUUGAGCCCAGCCCAUGUCAUGAUGCUAAUUGGUGCCUAUAUGAUUGCAUUCACUUUUAGCAACAUUAGCAUUUUGGAUCUGAACCUCCUCUUUAGUUUUGGGUUGGAUGCUGCUGUUCUCAUUGGAAGGCUCACACUGCGUCUGUUUGAGGGCUGUGAAUUGUUAGUGACUCUUGUUUUUUAUGGCUGUGUUCCAAAUAGCAUACUGUGUACUGUAUACUGUGUACUGCACCAGUAUAUGCUGAACACUGCACACUUCUCUUCAGUAAGAUACUGUAUAGUAUCCAGUAUACAACAAAAGCCAGACCCUGAAGACCUGCUUCAUUUUCCUUAGCCCUCCAGUUGCUGCUUAGUAACCAUUGCUAGCCACUUUUUGGCUCACUUUUCAGGUCAGAUCUUUAGCAUGUGAAUGUAUUUUGGUCAAGAGACGUGCCUGCUGAGUUUUGAAAGAUACCAAGUCAGCAUGGAGGGUGUUUUCUACCCAGAGCUGGACAAUAUGGCCUAAAAAUGUAAUAUCACGAUACUUCAAGAAGUUUUCACCCUACACAAUAUGCCACAAUUAUUUUUAUAAGGAUAGAACAGGCAAAGUAGUGCUGUAUUUAAAAAUACUAUCAAAAACUGAGCUCCCUGGAGAAAGAAUUAGUCACCUCACGUGUUUAAGGUGGUAGUAAAUUCAGGCUUCUGCAGAUAAAAAUCGCUUUACUUCCAGUCAAGAAUUGCUUUUGGAAGUCAAAGCAGGUCCUUCACAGCCAAUUUCUGAAAGAACUUUCUGCAAGGAAGCGAUUUUUAUUCACAUGGUGUGAAACACGCCGUCAGUUUCGUCUUUCGGCCACAAAUCUAACAAGAAUUUCCUGUAGACUGGGAUUUUUGCCACUUCUGGUCGACCCGUAUGACCGCACGCUUCAAUACACCUGCAGACUCAGCUACUUCCUUCACCCUGUGGCCUUUGGCAUACUCUGCCUUUGCAAUCACUCCUUUUUGCCAAUCAAUAACGUCUGCUUUGCGACCCAUUUUCCACACAUUGAAUGAGACAUUCAUUGCACUGUACCACCUCUUCUCAAUCUAUGAAUCCCGUCACACACCCCACUGGUAUUUAUAGCCCGAUCAACCUUGUGCAGGAGACUGAAGUGACUACCCCCUUAAACAUGCAAGGCGACUCAUUUUUUGUCCGAGGAUCUUAUGAAUACAAUGAUUUGUUUAUACACUGAGCUGCAACCAAUAUAAGUUAAACACUUUUAAGAGUUAAACACUUUAUACACUGAGCUGCACUACAUCCCAUUAAACACGACUAAUUGUGCUUUGCAACCGAACAUGCAGUUGCGAAGUCUUUUUAAAUGCUGAUAUUUACAAUAUGCUCAAAAAAGUAUAUUGUGACACACUGUGAUGUAAUUUAUCAUGACAUUGAUAAAUAUUCUCAUAUUGCCCAGCUCUAUUUCUACCCAUCUCCAAAGCGCAACAAAUCCUACUUUUGCUAAAAGGUCAGUCAUUUUCACUUUCAUUACACUUGUUGGUAAAAUGAGCUAGUUUGACUGAAUAAUAAGCAGUGUGACUCCACACGUGAGCCUGAAAAGCCAGGCUAAAGCUAAUGUUUUAACUACAUUAUCUGAGCAGUCAGUUAACUUUAUUAAACAAAGUAAGCAAACCCACCUCAAUACACUGCAAAAAUGGUAUCUUGUCAAGUAAAAUUAUCCUAAAUAUAGUCAAGAAAUUUAAGAUUUCUUCUGUUAAGAUAGUUAAAUAAUCUUAAAUCAAGAUAACAACAAAGUUCUUGACAUUUUUACUUGUUUGUAAUUUUAACAAGUAAAAUUAUCUCACCAUAUUGGCAGAUAAUUUAGCUUGUUUUAAGAAAUCAGCUUGAAACCAGCAAAAUUAUCUGCCAGUAUAGUGAGAUAAUUUUACUUAAUAAAAUGACCUAAAACAAGUAAAAAAAAUGUGGAAAUAAGCCAGAUAAUCUUAUAAUACGAAAAAAUAAAUCUUAUAAAGUGCACAACCAUGUACAAAUGGGAAAUAUUAGAUAUAUCGACUAGAAUUAAGAUCAUUUAUCUUGGCAAGAUACCAUUUUUUGCAGUGUGCCAGCAGAAAAAGCUGAUGAGGCUUCAGCUUUGCACUCAGUGCAGCAGCAAAACAAAUUAUUUCCCUUUCAUUUCAUUAAUGUAUCCAUAUAAAACUGAUUCCCCAGCCAUUAAAUUGUUCAGAGCAAACCGGGCGUUUUUACGUCAGUGGUUACAUCACAGCCAGGUGUUUUUAUUGUAAUGGAGAACUCCAUGUUUGUCGCACAUACAUACUGCUUUCAGGUACUGUCAGUACAUGAGCAGGAUGCACAACCUAUUUUGAACACAGCCUGCACAGUUUAUGCAGAGUGAAUCAGCUUUGUGACUGUUUUAGUGCCAUUAUCGUAAAAUCGGCCCUCUCGGUUGUGUCCGUAUUCACAUGUGCUGGAUGAAUGCGUUUGUGCUCGUGCGGUGAAUCAUGCAGUUACAGAUAAGAAAGACGAUGGAGGCGGGAAAAUAACAUUUUUAUCUCUUUAUUGUGGCAGGAUGAGAAUACUGAAGAACCCGUUUAACAAUGAGGUUUAGUUACUAUGAUGUUCAGGCGGAAAGUAAAUCUGCUAUGCACUGAUUUUUCUUUUUUAGAUUUUAUUUUUACAAAGAGAAUAAUUAUGCAUUUUUUAAAAAAAAUAAUUUGGAUACAGCCUCAUGCAGGUUUACGAGUUAAAAAAAAUAUUCAGGUGAAAAACUGUACACUCAUUAUCGGCAAGAAAUAAUGGAGUGUGUAUGUAAUAGUGAUUCGAGAGACAACUGCUAAGUGUUGUCGUUAGGCAUGUUUUUGACUGAUUUCAGGAAUUCUCUCAGAUUCAGGCUGAGAUUACUAACCCUUUUUUAAAACGUGAAUAACGUGAGAAUGUUCACACAUAUUAAGACGAACUAACACGCGCGUGUUUGUUACAUAGGACUGAACAGUUUGUGUUUUUGUGAAUGUGAUACAGAAGCCUACAUUUCUCCCGGGACAAAUGAAGAUGUUUUACAUCUGUUGCAAUGUAUUUUUUUUUCCGUUUUGUGCAUGGCAAGCCAUGUUUGGACAUUACAUGUCCCCCUCUUGCACAAAGUAAGCAGACAGGUCUUCUCUCAUGACUUUGGCUCCUAGGAAACAGUUCAGUUUUACUUAAUUGCCUGGACGUGCAGCACUGAAGAGUGUACACCGAGUUCAGGAUCAGGAAACUAGGACUGGACCCAAAAAAACAACAAAUUGAAAGAGCCUCAGUGAGGAAACUUGGGCUUUUUUCACAAAAGAUCUCAGAGUUGGAUCCAAGUUCAGUUUUUCCUCACAGAAGAGGAGUUUGACGAUUGCGACUACUGGUACUGAUCAUCCAUAAAGGGGCCAUAUCUUUAAAAACUAAAUUUUGCUUAUUUUUUUGCAGAUAAAGGAGUUUGACAUACUCUGUAGAAUAUAUCUCCCUUCCCAGCAAUUCAUAUGUGGAAACUAAUCCACUAAAACAGCCUGUUAUAGUUGUGAAAUCACAACCAUGUACACUUUUACAUCUGACUACCUGUUCAACCUACAGCAGUUUAGCUCCACCCAUUCGGCCUGUAGAAGUUUAGGUCCUGCCAUUUGGCCUAUGGUAGUUUAGCUCCACCCAUUUAGCCUACAGCAGUUUAGGUUCUCACGUUAGGUCUAUGGCAGUUUGGGUCCACCCAUUCGGCCUAUAGCACUUAAGGUCUUCCCAUUCAGCCUAUAGUAGUUUAGGUCCAGCCAUUCGACCUAUAGUAGUUUAGGUCCAACCAUUUGACCUAUGGCAGUUUGGGUCCACCCAUUCGGCCUAUGGCACUUUUGGUCUUCCCAUUCGGCCUAUAGUAGUUUAGGUCCAGCCAUUCGACCUAUAGUAGUUUAGGUCCAACCAUUUGACCUAUAGCAGUUUUGGUCCACCCAUUCAGCCUAUAGCAGUUUAGGUCCUCCCAUUUGGCCUAUGGCAGUUUAGGUCCUCACGUUAGGUCUAUGGCAGUUUGGGUCCACCCAUUCGGCCUAUAGCACUUUAGGUCUUCCCAUUCAGGCUAUAGUAGUUUAGGUCCGGCCAUUCGACCUAUAGUAGUUUAGGUCCAUCCAUUUGACCUAUAGUAGUUUAGGUCCAUCCAUUCGGCCUAUAGUAGUUUAGGUCCAUCCAUCCGGCCUAUAGCAGUUCAGCCCUGCCGAUUGAGUACACAGCAGUUUAGACUAUAGCAGCCGAGGUCCUCCCAUUCAGCCUACAAGCACUACAGGCCCUCCCAUUUGGCCUACAGCAGUUUAGCUCCACCCAUUCAGCCUAUAGCAGUUUCGGUCCUCCCAUUCGGCCUAUAGCAGUUUAGCUCUACCAAUUCCUGUACAGGUGAUGUAGAGUGUCGUUCAUGCAGACAGUCUAUAGCAGUGUUAUUGGAGUAGAAGGGCACAAUAACAAAAACAGCACUGAAUUUAGGGAGUUAAGUUUGGGAAACAGUCACUGGACUUAAGUGGACUUCAGUGGGAAAACAAAUAGAAAAAAAAUGUUGAAUAUGGCCCCUUUAAGGUGAGAUCUGACCUUAGUUUGAUGUUGCCUUGCUGAUCGACAGUGGUGUAGACUGCUGUUAUGUAGAUCAGGCCUGGAGGCAGAUCAGCUGCAUGAACCACGCAAUCAGAUGACUCCUGGCAUAGGACAGCUCCUAUCUUUUAAAGCCAUCGCUUCUGCACAAGCAGCACCAUAAUGGUGUUUUCCGCUCUAGAGUGGCCAGCUUCCUCCUUCAGAAGGGUUGAUUAGUUGAGAAAAAGCAGUGUUGAGGGAUUAGCGCCAUCUGCAGGACUGCAGUGGUCCAGGGAGCUUCACUGGUAGAAGCACAGUGCUUCUUAUUUUGUUGGGAGAAGAAUUUGUCGCCAAGUCCAGCUCAUUUGACUACUUCAGAAAAGGCCUGUGGAGGCGUAAAGAUUUGCCCUUCAGGUUUCUGAGUGUGUGUUUGUGUUGGCGUGAGAGUAAACACUAUAACAGAGCAUAACGUAAUGCAUAUUUACUGAUAGGUGAUGAGUGAAUGCACUUUUCUUAGGGCACUGUUUGCCCUUUAUCGAGGAACAUUAAUGAUGAUAUAUAACACGGCGAAAGCUGUUUUUCUUUCUUUCUCUCUCUAUUAGGUUUUUCUUCCAUCUGCUCAGCCAGUUUGAGCCAGCAAACCAAACCAUUCUCACUUCGCCUAAUGUGGUCUGUGUUUAGAAAGUAAGGCAAAAUGUGAUUGUUAUUAGAAACAUGGUCAGCGAUGAUGGUCAGCAUUAAAAACUGUAGAUUGGUUGUGAUUUCUAUGCAGUUUAGAGUGUGGUGUGGGUAUUGUUACUAUUUUUUUGCUUAUGCCUUAUAAAAUUUGAGGUGUGUAUGGAUGUGUGUGUAUAUAUAAUAUGAAAAACCUUUUUUUGGAAAUUAUGAGCUUGAAUUUUGUUUGUAAUAAAUGUUUUUCAACCCAGGCUUUUAGUACUUUGUUGCUGUGAGGUAAAUAUUAGCAAAGAAUGUUGUUCAAUUUUUUGUGAUAAUAUAAAGUACUGUGCAGAAGUCAGAGACCACACCUCAUUUUUUAUUUACAGUCAAAAUCGGUUGUUCAUUUUUCAG
This is a messenger RNA of Colossoma macropomum (tambaqui), 9047 nucleotides long. It is a transcript of the gene prrg1, whose product is annotated as proline rich Gla (G-carboxyglutamic acid) 1. The record is from RefSeq and is a predicted model, not a curated record. Gene Ontology annotation, cellular component: extracellular region. The coding region runs from base 99 to 743 and encodes 214 amino acids. The transcript is spliced from 4 exons. Gene Ontology annotation, molecular function: calcium ion binding. NCBI's taxonomy places the organism in Eukaryota, Metazoa, Chordata, Actinopteri, Characiformes, Serrasalmidae.